GGAAAGCCCUUUUAUUAAUUAUUAUUAAAGAAUAAAUCAAUAUGGUUGCUUCCAACAAAGUAUAUGUUAUUGGUGUUGGCAUGUCUAAGUUUAUUAAGCCUCGAGGCGAGGUUGAUUAUCCAGAAUUUGGGCUUGAAGCAGCAGUAAAAGCCUUAAAUGAUGCUAAUAUAACAUAUGAUGCUAUUGAAUAUGCUACUGUUGGAUAUGUUUAUGGUGAUAGUACAGCUGGUCAAAGGGUUUUAUAUCAAUUGGGUAUGACUCAAAUUCCAAUUAUUAAUGUUAAUAAUAAUUGUUCUACUGGCUCUACUGCCCUUUAUCAGGCACGUAAUGCUGUUGCUUCCGGUUUAGUUGAUUGUGCUAUGGCUUUGGGUUUCGAAAGAAUGGCACGAGGUUCACUUACCUCUACUUUUUCUGAUCGCACAAAUCCGUUAGAUCAUGUCAAUAUAGUAAUGAUGCAAGAGUGUGGAUUCGAUCCUAAAGCACCAGCUGCAGCUCAAAUCUUUGGUAAUGCUGGUAUUGCCUAUAUGGAGAAAUAUGGUGCUACGUCUGAACAUUUGGCAAAGAUCGCUGAAAAAAAUCAUCGUCAUAGCUCAAAAAACCCUUAUUCACAAUUUCGUGAAAUCUAUACACUUGAACAAGUGAAGCAAUCCCCUAAAGUCUUCGGACCGCUAACGAAACUACAAUGCUGCCCUACUUCUGAUGGUGCUGGUUGUGCUAUAUUAGCUAACGAAAACUUUAUUAAUAAGUAUAAUUUAUGGGAUCAAGCAGUAGAGAUUGUUGCUCAAGUUAUGGCAACCGAUUCUCCUCGUAUGUUGACAACUGAUGCUAUUGAAUGGGCUGGUUGUGAUAUGACACGACGAGCUGCUACUGAUGCUUAUAAAAAAGCUGGUAUCACACCUAAUGAUAUCAAGGUGAUUGAGCUUCAUGAUUGUUUCUCUGCCAAUGAGCUUUUAACAUAUGAUUCUCUUGGAUUAACGCCAGUUGGUAAAGCGCACACAUUAAUUGAUUCCAAUGAUAACACUUAUGGAGGUAAAUAUGUUAUCAAUCCAUCUGGUGGUUUAAUCUCUAAAGGUCAUCCUCUGGGCGCUACUGGUCUUGCUCAGUGCACAGAACUUGUUUGGCAGCUGCGUAAUUGGACUGGAGAACGUCAAGUUCCAGAUGUAGAAUAUGCUCUUCAACAUAAUAUUGGUUUAGGUGGAGCAGUUGUAAUUACUAUCUAUAAGAAGGCCAAUAAAAGAACUUGUCAGCCUCGCAUUGGUUAUAACCCUGCUACUGAAGCAAGAUCUAUAAACAAGGAAGAUUAUGACAAAGCUGCUUCAAAGCAAACAAAUAGGGCUGAAUUCUUGGAAGCUAAAUUAUAAACAUUUUUAUUAUUUUGAAUAAAAAUAAUAUUCUGUAUACUUUUGAUUAAAUAAAUGUAUCGUUUUAUUUACAUAUUA
Cokeromyces recurvatus is the source of this 1439-nucleotide messenger RNA. Its product is annotated as thiolase-like protein. The transcript has 4 exons. The coding region runs from base 42 to 1361 and encodes 439 amino acids. Lineage: Eukaryota; Fungi; Mucoromycota; Mucoromycetes; Mucorales; Mucoraceae. Gene Ontology annotation, molecular function: acyltransferase activity, transferring groups other than amino-acyl groups. The record is from RefSeq and is a predicted model, not a curated record.